AAUCCAAGAUGUGCUUUUUCUAUUUCAGUUUUUUCUUUUCUACUUUUACGUGACGUGGGAAAAGCCAAAGGUCGCGCGCGACUGUUUGCGCUUAUUUCCACGAUAAAGCAACGUACGUAUCCCAUAUACAGCGCAGGGCAAUAAAAUCGAGUGUACGUACAAUACAUAACGUAAAAUAUUGGACGAAAGUUACCGGGCGUGCUACUUUAUCCCCCGUUUAAUGAAAUUCACCGUUCACCCGAUAAUUUUCACCGCUCAAAGUUCGCGUGAACCGGAAAUUCCGAAAUUGAGGAUUUCUUCUCUAGAGCGCUGGUCCGGGUAUUGGGAUCUCAAAACUUUCGGAGAAGCACACAAUACGCCUUGCAGGCAUAAUAAUACGCCAUCGUGACGCCCACGUAAAGAAAAUGUUUCCACGAUCCCGCGACGGGGGAGGAAGGGGGUCGCCGAAAAGUCUUCGGUCUUUCAAAUCCUUAAAACCCAGUUCAACAUUGUUCGAGCGAAGCUGUAUUCUAUCUAUAUGUACAUCGGACGUAUAACCAGUGCAUUAGAGAUCAGUCAUUUUCCUCGGUAAAAUAACUGUUUGUCCAAGAUCGUUCUUCGUAUAUUUGCCAAGGUGGUAAUGGAACGUCGAAGUUACCGAAUAAAUUUCACAACUGUUGACUACGAACUUCUGAAAAUAAAAUAAAAGGCGAUAUGUCAAUAAAAACACGUCCAUAAACCCCGGAGGCGAUCGGAUUUCCGAAAGCAAUACCUGCCCACCCAUCCGUAUACGGGGGAAAAUCGUGGAGUAAAAAUGGCUCCGCGUAUACCUUCGGAUCCGUCAGGAAUUGAGCUUCGCUAUCGCUUCGAGUUUUAUUAUUCAUAACUCAGUGCAUACGGAUUUAGUAAAACUGCGAGCUGCGAAUUCGCGUAUACCUACGUAUCGAAACGUUGCGGACGUACAGAGCUCGCUCGUUUACCAAAUACGAAGCAGACUUGCACAAUGCCGCCAUUGUUUGCAGUGGCUGGUAACGACGUCGGAAAAAAUGAAGUCGCCCAUCUUUUCGCGUGUGCUUUAUCUGUUCGUAAGCAAAAAGUGAAACGUUGAUUUUUUCACUAUUCGAAAAUACGUCCGCUCUAACAAUUUUCAAAUCAGGUCGUCGCGUAUUACACACAUCUGAUUUGAUGCAAAUAUUACGAGUAGAGGCGAAGCUUUUAUCACAUACGUGCACACUCGCAUGGCGACGCAACGCGGAACCGUAUAAUAGAUUGGCAUUUUCGAAGGAGAUCCGAUCGAAUCGUCUUCCGCAAACAAAAGGAAUUCGAGAAUCAUCAUGAGACGACAAUCAUUCGCCUCCGGCAUGGGGAGCGGAAGCGGACCUGGUGAACCUCUAAUCGUAGUCGAGGAGAGCCUCCUGGGCGAAGAAGAGGCUGAACGUCGCAGAAACGAAUCUCCCCCUCGUUGCGUAGACCCCGAUUCUCCUUCCGUCAAUCCCUAUCUUCUAUCUCCUUGGCGAGAGACGCGAAAACAUUCUUUGCCUACGCCCCAAUGCACCUCGGGCAUCACGGCGUCUCAGGUUCGACGUCUCAGCGAACGUGGAGAGGGUUCCGGACCGACGCCCCGAGAGGCGGCCUUUCUCGCCACGUUAUCGCAAGCUCCGGCACCGCAACCUGGGGGACGCCGGCACUCCGUGGUUACAAUAUCCAAAGUAACUCCCUCACUUUUCGGACGAGACCGACGCGAGUCCAUCGCGGCAUUUCCCAUGGGCGCCACAAGAAUUCUUCCCAGCCGACGGGAUUCAACGUCCAGCAUGGGGGUUCCCCCCAGCAACAGCGGAAGCACGCACAAUCUUCAACUGGACAUCAUGGACGACAUCGCUGAUAAGAAACCGAAAAAAGUCCGUCUGACGAUGUGGAAAACCCCUUCCAGAGAACGAGUUUGCGAGGUUCAACCUCUCGAGGGUAGCACUUCACCCCAGAGAUACACCCAACAGCAGCGAAGAUACUCCGAUUUUUCCCUAAUCGGUGGAGGUUUUCCACCCCCGAGCGGUUCGAUCAGAAGACGUGCUUCCGAGAUGCCAAAAUUACCCGCGGCUUCGUCGUCGUCCGGAAUGACAGCGGCAGCAGGUAUUGUCUGUUCCAAUACCGAUUUAAUUUCAAUUUUAAGUUCGUUAACGUCGUCCGCGAGCGAAAUAAAUCGUUGCGGAGUAGAGGACGGGCCUUCGACCUCAAAAGCUGGUAGCGCUUCGGCCGGGGGUGCGGAAAAAGUAUUUCCCGAAGCGAGUACGUCGGCUAAGACGAUCGAGCAAAGACGAAAUCGUUUGAAAGGUUUUCGAUCAAACAGUUUCGACGUGUCUAUACUCCAUGGCACUGAUAACAAAAAUCCUGGAGCCACCUCGCCGAAAAAUUCCAACGCUCCCAACAGCUGGUUCAUAAAACGUCACCAACCGAUGUCAAAAAAACAAAAGAGCGAGGACGCCGCACCUAUGUCUUCGCUCACGUUCAAAGACGAGAAAUCGACUUUGAACAAAAUUUCCGAUCAGUUACAAAAUAAGUCAAAAGCACCGCUCGCGAAAGAACCCUCGGCCGGACCAGCGAAUCCCGGAACGAGACACAAAGUCGUGUGGGACGACAAAAGCGGCACACAAGUUGACGCCCAAGUUUUGGGGAGCGUAAUCGAAGAUUUUUUAACGUCUCAACGAGGCAGCGAAACCGAAACCCCUGCAAGUAGUUCGAAACCAGCCGGAGCAUCGUCCACCAAACCAAGGGCGAGUCCUAGCAAAGUUGCCACCUGGUUUUCAGGGACAAACAAAGAAGAAGAGCAGACGGAAAGCUGCGAAUCUUCGAUCUGUUCCACCCUUAAAGAUUUAUUCGUAAAAUAAGGGGAUGAAAUUCUCGAAUAAUCGUCACUGAGUGAGCCGAUCUUUUUCUAGAGUGUCUUCUUUGUUUCCGUCUCGGCGGUAAAGGACGACGUAAGUGAAGCAAAAGUUCGGGAGAAAGAAGCAUAGAAAUUACGAUAAGAGAAGAGGGACGGUACGGAUAGCGAACGGCAUAAAAAAAUCAAUCAUUCUGAGGCUGACAAAAUCGUAAAGACGAGUUGAAUCUAAAAUCUAAAAGUAAAUUACUCGGAACGAAUUGUCUGCAGAUAGGAUCAUCAAUUCUCGCAGACUCUAUCGGAUAUAAUUCGCGAAAUGGGAUGAGAAAAUCAGAGUAAAGAAGGAAAAUUCCGUAUACCAAACCGACCGUAAAUUUCACGAGGAUAAUAUAAUAAUCUGUUAGCCAACGAAAGGUGGAUAUAAUCCGGGAUAAGUAAGUACAUAAUACACGCGACUUUGUGGUGGAAUUAACUGUGUAUACUACAAUACCGAUUUGAGGAUGUAAAGAUUUAUCUUGUAACUCCAUUACAGCUGAAAAUUUGUUUUUUCUAACCGUUUUUUUACUCUUAAUCUCACAAAUUUCCCACCGUGCAAAUUCGAUAUCGGUGAAUAAGAGAAAAACAUCCGAAAAUCAGCUAUCGUAGCAUCAAACCCUAUCUCUCAAUGAUCAAACUAUCGUAUAGUCUGUUUGUAAUUACGGGCCCGUGAACUUCAGUAAUAUCGGAUAUUGUAAUUUACGAGGUAACGUCUGCUGCGGGUAUAAUUUUCUCGUUGACACACAUUGGGAACGUCGAUAAUGGCGAAAUACGAUAAGUUUCAAUCGCGUUGAUAGCGAGGUUGAUCGUCAAUUUCAGAGUACAUAUUAAAAAAACACAAUUUUGCAAAAUUUGUUUUUUUUUUUUUUUUAAUAUCAGCCAGAUGAAUAAAGAACUAAAAAAGCAAAUUUUUUUACACCGUUCGUGUACGUUGCUUAAACCGCAGUGGAAUGUUUUAAUGGCAGAGCCAUUUGUGCGUUGUUAAAAUGAACCGAACUGCAGUAGAAAUAACAUCGUGUGGUCAGCCUCGACCAGAACGAAAGCGCAGCGUUAACAUUUGACGGUUUUCACUUUACGCUACAUUUUCCAACAACGUUAUUGAUCACGGAAAAUUGGUGCAUAACAUAAUCGUUAGAAUUACGGCGAUGAUGACAACAUGACGAAUCAUUGCGUGUUGAAAUUCAAAAUACUGUAUGAUAAGUAUAAUAAUAGGGAUACACCUGUAUUACAUGUUACCCAAAAUUUAAAUCAACCUUUGCAGGCCGAAGGUGAAAAUAUUCUAUGAGAUUACCUGUGUGAUAUAAUAAGUUAUGUAAAUACACAUUAUAAUAUAAAGUCCUACAAAUCUAACUAAAUAUUUCAAAUGUUUGAAAAGGAAGAGAAAAAAAAAAAAUCUGUUACUGUAAUAUUGACGUAAACUCAUGUGACUUAAAUAACCAAUAAUUUUACGUAGAAAAUGUACGUUAUAAUACUUGAUAUGAAUAUAUUAUACACAUGGGAUAUAAAAAAAAAAAAAAUUUGAACAUGGAUUCUGGAGCGAUAAGAUAGGGAUAAUAAAAAAGGAAAAAAAGAGAAAAAGACAGGAGGCACAACGCAUGUAAAUCUAUAAAUCAAACUUUAUUCCCCUCCCCCGCCCCCAUAAAGAGGAGCGUUCGAUUAUCGGAGAUCGAUAUUGAUGUAUGUACUGCAAUAUUUCGCGCGUGAUAUGAAAAGCAUAAAGAAUUAUUUUAAGAUACAUUAUGGAUAUAAAACGCGUGCAGCUGCUAUACACAAAUCUAUCGUCAUCGUUGGAUAUUUAUAAUUUGAUAUAAAAUAUACAUUUUGAAUAUAUACAUACGUAUAUAAACGGAAAUAAUUAAUUGAGUAAAUUAAUAAAUCGCAAAAAUAUAUUCAAGGACCAUUCCGAAACUAUCUAUUUAUGGUAAAUGUUACAUAUAUGUGUACUUUCAUAUACAUAUAUACAAAUAGACAUUACAUGGACAAUCGAUUACAAAAUUACGAGUCAUAUAUUAUAUAUGUAACUUUUAUGUACCUCCUCUGGACGAGUGUAAUUAAUCAAUCAAUCAUCGGUACCUAUAUAUUGACUAUUAAUGUGUCUUAAUUUCCAGUUUUAAAAUACGUGUACCUAUAAGAUGUUAAUUAGUUAUUGUAUAAUUAAUGUAUAGCGAUAAGAUUAUAAAAAUUAAAUAAUGUUAUUAUUGUUGUAAUUAUGAUUAUUAUUAUUAUUAUUAUUAUAUCAAUUAUAACGCGUAAUCAUAAUACGAUUAAUAGUCCUACCAUCAUACAAGAAUGUACAUAGAUAAUUGACAUUAUUAUUAUUGAAUGUAUAUGCCUAGAUGUUCCUCGUCGCAAGUAAUUAAUUAAUCGAAUAAUCGAUUGAUUAUAUAUCACUUCACCUAAUAUUACUAAUAUGAUUGUUAUAUUAUUGAAAAUUAAAUGG
This is a messenger RNA of Athalia rosae (coleseed sawfly), 5330 nucleotides long. RefSeq lists its product as uncharacterized. Bases 1314 to 2861 code for a protein of 515 amino acids. NCBI's taxonomy places the organism in Eukaryota, Metazoa, Arthropoda, Insecta, Hymenoptera, Athaliidae. The record is from RefSeq and is a predicted model, not a curated record. The transcript has 8 exons.